AUGGCUCAGAUCAAGAAGCAGCUGAUUGUUUUUGACUUUGACUGGUCGCUGGCCGACCAAGAUACCGAUCGCUGGAUUUUUGAAGUCCUUGCACCAGACCUCAGACGUGAGAUGAAGGACGAGAAGGAGGCUAUCAAGAAGAACAAAGAACUUCAGGCCCGUCUUCAACAGACUCUUCCUGCUGGUCAGAUGCCCAGUGAUUCGAUCAAAAAUGCUCUGAGAGUGAUGCCUUUCCAUCCUGCCAUGGUUCGGGGGGUCAGGUACCUCAAGGAAGCUGAAUCACCCAAGACGACGUUUUUCUGCCUCUCGAACUCUAACCAAGUCUUUAUCGACACCAUCCUCGAGAAACAAGGACUCUCCGAUCUCUUCGACGAGAUUGUGACGAACAAGGCCUCAGUGACGGACGAGGGUCUCAUCCACCUUCGUCCUCGGAUUGACCCGGAAGCUGGUGGAGUUCCCCACUCGUGUCAGGUCGGCUGCAACCCUAACAUGUGCAAGGGUGAUGAGCUAAAGGAAUUCCUCCGAAAACGCGAGGAGCGCGGGGAGACUUUUGAUCGUGUCAUCUACGUCGGCGACGGGUCGAAUGACUACUGCCCUGUCCUACGUCUGCGCGCCCAGGACUUGGUCUUAUGUCGCCGCUUUAGAGGACUGGAGGGUCGCCUCGAGAACGAGGGUCGUCUUGGUCAGCCAGGCAGUAUCGUCAAGUGCAGCGUGAUGAAAUGGGCUGGUGCUUGGGAGGUUGAAGAAAUCUUCAAGCAGAAGCUUUGA
Messenger RNA from Coniophora puteana RWD-64-598 SS2, 768 nucleotides. RefSeq lists its product as uncharacterized. The transcript has 7 exons. The coding region runs from base 1 to 768 and encodes 255 amino acids. The record is from RefSeq and is a predicted model, not a curated record. Gene Ontology annotation, molecular function: phosphatase activity. NCBI's taxonomy places the organism in Eukaryota, Fungi, Basidiomycota, Agaricomycetes, Boletales, Coniophoraceae.